UCAUCCUCAUGAUGCACGAGUCACAUUUAAGGGUCGUUCACUCGAUUUGCGAUUCAUCCACCGAUUGCUCAAUGGCUAUUGGGUGUGCGUUAAUCGCAGGCGGUAAAAAUGCUCCAUUAGAGUGAACUGCGAAGCCUUAAGGAAAAUUCUCACUGUAACCGAAAAAACUCUCCAAUCAGGCUUCUAAUCACAUCUAUGAAAUCGUAUUCGCGAGCCAUACAUGCAGUGAAAAGGGUUUCUAAGCAGUUAGUAAGUCUAAAGCUAAGGAAUAUAUUUUAACGAAGCUUGUCACAUACAUAAAUCAACCAAACAAAUUCAAACUAUUUUGUAUGAAAUUGAUUCAUGAUGUUUUUUAGAUGUACAAAUAUUUAUCUUUAACUUUUAUACAUUUUUAAUAAACGUACACAAAACUUCGUUGAAGCGAUGUCUGGAGCUAGGUGUGCUGUUGUGGGGUGCCAUAAUAAUUUGGUGGAUUGUGAUGAUACUAUACAAUACCAUAGAUUUCCAGACGACCCAAAAAUUAGAAGGAAAUGGGUGCAUUUUGUUGGCAAAGAGGAACAAUUGAAUCCAAACACCUCUCAUAUUUGUUCAAUCCAUUUUAAAUCUGACGACUAUGAAAAAGAUGAACUCUCUCUUAAAAAAAAAAUUCUGAAAAAUGCAGCAGUGCCCUCUCUUCUAAUAGAAAUUGAAAAUCAAGAAAAUGUAGAAUGCGAAGAAAAAGAGAUUUUAGUGUCUUCCUUGUAUCAAAGUGACUUAACUGAGUCUAAUGUGAUGGAACUUGAAAGUGAUUAUUCUGAAAACGAGGAGGAUGGAAGUUAUUUCGUUGAGAUGAUGAGCUUUGAUGAAAAAAACUUUGACUCUGAAAAUAAAAGUUGGGAAUGUAGCAAAAAGAAAAAAGUUGAUGACUGUGGUGUAUUUAAAGUUAUCGCUUGUCAGAUUUGCCACCGCAAAUUCUCAAGGAGGCUUGCUUUAGAGCAUCAUCUUGCCCGCAUCCAUCGGUUGAGUGAAGACAGAAUUAAUUUUUUUCUGAACAGAGUUAUGUAUCAUUCUGCUCAAAACUAUAAAUGUGACACAUGUAAGAAAGUUUUUUACAAAGAAGAUAAACUAUCAUCUCAUGUUUGUGUACCAGCAGUUGCUGUAAUGUGCGAAAUCUGUCAACAAAAGUUUACUUCAAAGACCGGUUUAAGAAGACAUUUACUAGCUGUCCAUCAGUUAGGGAAUGCAAAAGUAGAUGCAAUCAUGGAAGAGUUGGCAGAUUAUAACUCUAGGCUCUACAAAAAAUUUAAGAUUGCAGAGGACAUAAUUAUUUGUAGUUCUGAUGGACGUAUUAUAAUCAAAGAAGGUGGCUCUGAAUUCAAAACUAUUGAAGGUCCAAAGUGUACCAUUUGCAACAAAUCAUUCCUCGAUGAAAGUACAUUGAAAACUCAUGUUUGUGAAUGUAUCAUUGAAGUUUCUUGUCAAGUCUGUAAAUACAAGGCUCCUACGAAAUAUAAUUUGAAGCGUCACUUUAUCCUUAGGCAUAAACUGUCAGAAAUUGACAUCAAUUUAGCAAUGGCAGAAUUCAACUGCUAUAAUGAAAAAUGGAACUUGAGGACACAUGAUUCCAAUAGUAAACUUAAAAAGAAGGCUUCUAGUCGAUUAACGAGAGCUAAAAGUUAUAACUCUUUUCGUACGAACUUCGAUAGCUCUAAAUCAUUUCGAGCGAUUGCGCCUAAAAAUGCUCCUGAUUUUCAUGAUGAAGAAAGAGCUUUUUCAAGUAAUGAUGAGCAGUAUAUUCUUCUCAAUGAUGCAAAGACUUGUAAAAUUUGCUACAAGACAUUUGAAAGUAAUUCUCUUUUUGAAAAGCAUUAUUGUGAAUUUAAUGCUCGGUUAAAAUAUGACUCUGCAAAACAAUUUAAAAAAGGGAAGAUUAAAACAGAAGUUAAAGUUGCACGCAAAUUAAUUUGUGAGAUAUGCCAAAGCGAAUUUUCUUUGAGAAUCGCUUUGAAGCGUCAUCUUUUACGCUCACACAACUUAAAUGCAGAUGCUAUAGACGCGUUCUUGGAAAGAACUUCAAAUGACAUGGACGUUUCAGAUUGCGAGGUCCAUAAAGAAGAAUUCGACGAUUCAGUUAAUUUAGUAUCCCACGCCAUUAAACCUAUAAAUUGUGAAAUUUGCCAUCAAAAACUCUAUGCGAAGAGAGAUUUAAAGGGACAUCUUAUAAAAUGUUUUAAAAUGAAAGAAAGCUCCCUCAGUUUAAUUUUUGACGAAUCAAAAGACUACUAUGCUAAAUUCUACGAAAGAGAACAAAAUAGGUAUGACUUGGCUAUAUCUAGUUCAGAUGGAAGGUUCGUUUGUAAAAAAAGGGAAUCUGCAUUCCUUCCUGUUCCUGGGCCAAGGUGCAAAAAAUGUAAUAAAGCAUUUGUUGAUGAAUUCAGAAUUGUGGGACAUGAAUGUGCUUAUUUUAUUAAAAUUAUGUGUAAAAUUUGCAACAAGUAUACUGCUCCAACUAAAUACAAAGUAGUACGUCACCUCAUGCAAGUUCACAAACAAAGAAAGGAUGACAUUCAUUUUCUGAUGAAAGAAUUCAAGGGUUACAGUGAACGGUUGAAUCUUCGAGUUAAAAAGUGGCCUGUCGAUCGUCCUGUCGAUAAACUUAGCCCGAGCAGGGAAAUCUUACGUGUUCGAGUAAAAGACAGGUCCUCUGAUUUUUUUGAAGAAGACAAGGAAUCUUUGCUCAAAACGAAAGUGUGCGUAAAAGAGGAGAAGAAAUCCUCUGACAGUGAUUGCUCUUACUCAUCUCAAGCUAUUGCAAAUUUUGAUACCAAAGCAGAAAUUACUGAUUCAGAUUGUGAUUCAGGACACCAAGUCUUGCUCACGAAUUCUUCCAAGCAAUCAGAUGAUUGGGAACCAGAUGAAGUCUCUUCAGAAACGAAGAUAAUCAUUUGUGAAAUCUGCAAGCGUCAAUUUUGUCGAAAGUUGAGCCUGAAGAAGCACCUCAGUAACAUUCAUCGCUUGAGAAACAAAGAAGUUGAAAAUUAUCUGUGUAGAAUUGCCUACGAAAGUGUGGCUAACUUUAAAUGCAAUGUAUGCAAGAAACAAUUUUACAAAGAAAGUAGAUUGAAUUCACACGACUGUACCCCGGCUAUUGCUGUUUUAUGUGAACUCUGCCAGAGUAAGUUGACUUCAAAAAUCAGCUUAAGAAGGCAUCUUCGACUUUCUCAUAAAUUAGAAGAAAGCAAAAUAAAUUCAAUAUUGGAAGAGUUGUCAGGUUUCAAUUCCAAGUUCUACAAAAAACGAAAGAUUCAAGGAAAUGAAAUAGCUCUUACCAGUUCCGAUGGGCGUGUCGUCAGAAAGAAGAAUAACUUUCGACUGGUUCUGUACUCCGGUCCAAGAUGUAAUGUAUGUUAUAAAGCAUUAAGCGGAGAAUCAGCAGCACACGAAUGUGCUAGACAAAUUGAAAUAGGAUGUGAAAUCUGUAAAUACAAGUCUCCUUCAAAGUAUAACUUAAAACGCCAUCUUAUGCUUAUUCAUAAAAUAUCAGAAAAUGAAGCCAAAUUAGCAAUGCAAGAAUUCAAUCGCUACAGCGAAAAAAUGGAACUAAGGGAAUAGUUGGGCAUGUCAUAACCAAAGAUGCUACUAAAUUGCAGAAGAAUUAUUUAUCUGGCAUGCUGAUGACCAGUAGGUUGUUGUGUCAAGCUCGUAUGAUACUAAAAUGCUUCUACUCCACGAAAUAUAAAGAUUUCACAAAGCAAAUUCCACUCGUCACUAUUAAGCAUUUAAACAAAUGACAUAGUUGAAAAUGCAAAAAAAAAAUCAUUUUCUUCAAAAAUUAUAUAAAUGUUGAAAAAAAAACAUUUCACUCUCAAAUAUAGACACCCAUUCUCAAGACCUGUCUGGUGUAAAUGAGAGGGGAAUGAAAAUUAAUAAAGGUGUAAAACAAAACUAGAAAAAACCAUGUUAACUUAUAGAUGCAAAUCUGAACAGGAUACAUUUGCAAGUGAAGAAGAAUUUGUGUCUUCAACUAGGGAAUCAUUCAUAUAACAAGAUUCCAGAUCAUCAAGAUGAGCUGAUGUGCCUAGAGUUGGAAAGAAUUUUGGCAUUUCCAAAAGUAAAUGUAAGGUUAAGGUUCAAACAAUGAGCAGCAAUUGAUGAUUUAUUGAAUUCUUGAUUGACAUAUUCUCUAAAUCAAAAUUUUAAAGUAUCUGUUUCACCUGAUAUAGCCAAGGUUGGAUUGGUAUUUUGCCCUGAUUUGUAUAUCAAAGCUUCCACAAUUUAUUCUAAUCUUCUCUUUGCCCUUUAUUUAUUUCUAAUUUUUUCUAGGCAAAUUUAUCAUUGCUAUCAAACUUGUUUUUUUUUUUUUCUGAUUCACACCUGGCAGGUUUUGAAUGGGCAUUUAUUUUUUAACACUCAAAAUUUAUUAACUUUUUUCACCUUUUUAAUUUUUGAUAAAAUUAAUUUUAAUUAUAUCAUUCUGCUUCAGUUUCUUGGGAUUAUAAAUCUAAAUUUCAAGAUAAGCAGUGGCACAAGCUGUAUUAAAAACUUCUCAGAAAACAAUCUACCAUUGCGGUAAUUUGUCAAUUGCGUACUGGGUUGAUUAUUAUUAAUUAAAAAAACAUUAACCUUUAAUUGAAGCAGGGUUGACAAGGUUUUUGACAGAAUUAUUAAAUCAUAGUUCACAAUAAACUUGCGUAAAUUGUUAAAUAUGUUUUUGUUAAUUGUUAACUAUUUUUGUUUUGUUAAUUGCUAAGCAACACAAAGAAUUAUAAAUUAGUUAUAGAUAAGGUAAAAAACUAUAGGUUAAUUUAUAAAUAAAUGUGGAAUGACUUCUUUAAGAUAUAUUUAAUAAAAAGGCAACUGAAUUCAAAAUAGUUGGUGUUAACCUAUCUGUCUUAAACUAUCCAAAACUAGAUAUAGAAUUGUUAUAUGUGAACAAUUCCUAACAGUUACAAAGUUGGUAACAAAAUUUGGUGAAAAAUCAAAAAACAUUGAAUUCGUUGUCAAUAUUAGGACUCGAGGAUCUUGCCUGAGUAUUUUUUUAAGAAAAAGCUGGCUUUAAUUCUAAUGAUUCAAAAUUUAAUUAGUAUUAAAAUUGUAUAAAUUUUUAUUAAUAUUUGAGUUAACAAAAUAUACAUUUACAUAUUUGAUAAUUAAUUAAUGUUAUCUUAAAUUGUAAAAUUGAUUGAACUUUUGAUGUUAUACCAGUAGAAACUUUUUGAUUUCUUUAUUACUGAAUGAAUUGGGAUGGCCCAGUCGUUAAGGCACUAAAUUCUCAUUGUUAAAAACUGGUUAUUAAUUACCAGUGACAACUUGAAGCCCUCACAGCUUCAAAUGGAUAGGAACCAGCUUGUGUGGGAAGCAAAAGCAGUUAGUGCACAAUGCUGACCAACCUUGCUGCAAUCAUGCUGUUGGUCAUGAAAUGGUGGAGCCUUAACCUCCAUGACCCCCUAUGGGCUGUUGAGGGAAAAUGCUUGUAAUAUUUUACUUUUUAUUAUAAAUAUUUAAAAUAUUAUGAAAAAUUUAAUUAUGUACUUAUUCCUUAUAUUCAAUAGGUGUAUAGUAUAUGGUUUUAAAUGCUUUUACUAAUUUAGAGUUGUAUUUUUUGGAGACUUAAAUAUACUUUUGGACAUUAAAUCACAUAUAUCCUGUCUAAACCCAGACUCAAAAUCCCAACCUUGAUUUAUUUAAAAAAUAAAUACUUUUACUAUGUUUCAAAAUAAUAAAAUUGGCAUUGUUGAAAAAUUACAUUGAUUCCACAAAAGAAGAAAAUAUGGUAAAUACUAUAGUGACCAACAAAAAAAUAAUAAAGACUUUAUAAAUUUUUUCUAUCAAGCACUGUUGCUUCAUUGAACUCAAUAAAGCUGAAUUUUGAAGAAAAAGCAUCUAGGGUUUAUUCUCUUAAACUCAUUUGCUCAGCAUGGAUCUUUUUUUUUUUUUUUUAAAUAAUAAUUCAUUCUUAUUGGAAAUGGGGUAUGGUUAAGAAGUUGUAUAAUUAGACAUAAACUGACUCCUGUAUUUUUGCAAAUAUGAAAUGUAGUGAAAAUAUAAAGCUGUUUUUAUAACUUAUUAGUUUUGUCUAUCAUAAUGUAUUGAUUCUUAUAAAUAAACAAUGUCCAAUUUUUUUAUCAAAA
This is a messenger RNA of Parasteatoda tepidariorum (common house spider), 6110 nucleotides long. RefSeq lists its product as uncharacterized. Gene Ontology annotation, molecular function: DNA-binding transcription factor activity, RNA polymerase II-specific; RNA polymerase II transcription regulatory region sequence-specific DNA binding. NCBI's taxonomy places the organism in Eukaryota, Metazoa, Arthropoda, Arachnida, Araneae, Theridiidae. The record is from RefSeq and is a predicted model, not a curated record. Gene Ontology annotation, cellular component: nucleus. Gene Ontology annotation, biological process: regulation of transcription by RNA polymerase II.